AUGUCUCUGUCAGGGACCCUCGCGCGCAGCCCCUCACCCGUGCGCUUUUGCCUCGCUGUUUUGAGCAGCUUGGUCUUAAGCUCGGCUCUGUUUACCUUUUCUUCUAGCCUUGUCGGCAAUCACAUUGGUCACGUUAGCAAACAUCUUGAAGAAUGGUGGGAAGUGGCAGGUUUACUGGCAUGGCGCGUUGCGGAGGUCGGUCUGGCUUGGGUACUAGGAUUUGACGGCUUCGAUGUCGCGUCAUUCGUAUACCUUACUCACCUACCCACCAAUGUGCUCUUAUCGGCAUUCUACGAUAUACGCCCAACAGCGGUAUUGCUUUCGUCUGCUAUUACAAUUAUAUCGACGGCGAUUCCGUUUGCCUUGUUGCGCCAACCAUGGCCUGCUCAUAAAAUGUCCGGUGCAUCCCCCGCAGUUGCCAACCGCGCCAUCCUACAAGACAUUGGCACUACAAUCUCCACCACUCUCACUGCGACUUCCAUCUACACUGUCAUUCUCUUCGCCAGUUUCGCGACAUGGCUCCCAACUCAUCUUGUUCUACACUUUGGGACAAUUGUGGAUAUCAGCAUUGUGCAUGAAGGGUCUGCCAGCAUUCGCGCUCUCCUCAUACCAUUGGUCCUAGCAGGCUUUGCUACUCGCGACUUCUUGUUCGUUAGCUCCGCUGCCCACUCGGCUACUGAGAAGACAGCACCAAAAGGUCGGAUAUUAAUUUCUCGCAUCGUCCCUCUCGCAACUGGGGUACUGCUCACUACAAUUGUGCAACUGGCAGGUACAAUCAAAAAUGUUUCUGUCGAGGGUGCGGCCGGCUUGGGUGCGCUUUUUGCGCUUUCAACAUUGGUUGCAGGUGCUGCCUUUGGCUGGAUUGAAGCAGUUGAAACCCUUGAAAAGUGA
Molecule: messenger RNA, 891 nt
Organism: Penicillium taxi
Lineage: Eukaryota; Fungi; Ascomycota; Eurotiomycetes; Eurotiales; Aspergillaceae
Exons: 2
Coding region: 1-891 (296 amino acids)
Source: RefSeq, a predicted model, not a curated record